UUCUGCGGAUGUCGGCCCUCGGGGUCGGCGCGGAUCCCCGCGGUGCUGAGCCGCGGCCGUGGUGCUUUCAGGACCUCCAGGCCUCGCAGAGCGCCUGCUACUGGCUGAAGGAGGUGCGCUACUCCGACAUCGGCACGCUGGCCUGGAUGAUCACCCUGAGCGCCGGGCCUGCACAACUUCAUCGACGGCUUGGCCAUCGGGGCCUCCUUCACCGUGUCGGUCUUCCAAGGCAUCAGCACCUCCGUAGCCAUCCUGUGCGAGGAGUUCCCGCACGAGUUGGGGGAUUUUGUCAUCCUGCUGACGCCGGUAUGACCAUCCGCCAGGCGGCUCUUCUUCAACUUCAUCUCGGCCUGCUGCUGCUACGUGGGGUUGGCCUUCGGCAUCGUGGCCGGCAGCCACUUCUCUGCCAACUGGAUCUUCGCCCUGGCCGGCGGGAUGUUCCUGUACAUCGCGCUGGCUGACAUGUUCCCCGAGAUGAACGAGGUGAGCGGGAGGACGAGCAGAACGGCAGCGCGCUCGUCACCUUCGCCAUCCCAGAACGCGGGGCUGCUGACGGGCUUCAGCAUCAUGUGCUGCUCACCAUGUACUCGGGGCAGAUCCGCAUCGGGUAGGCCCGGCCCGCUGGAGCCCUGCGCCGGUUUUCCCUUUAUUUUGGGGGGGGGGUUGGGGGAGUUUUUUCUUUCCUUUUCCUGCUGCAAACACCCAUCGGUAGCCGUGCAGGCGCUGGCGUCACGGAACACUACAGAAGAGGCUUUGCUUGCAAAGCUUUCCCACGGGUUCCCGUUAGCACCAGCUGUGGCCCCUGCGCCGCAGGACGGAGCCGAGCCAGCAUCUCAGCACCGCGUUCCUUUUCCCCUGGCGGGCUCGGGGGAAGGACGGAGUCGGGGCGCAGAGGCUGCGCCGCUGCCCCUUGGGUGUUGGAGCUGCGCAAUGCGGUGACGCAGGGCUGGCGCUGGACGCGAGCUGCCUGCUGCUGCUCAGAUCCAACGGGCGCCCAGAGAUGGGGAGCGGGCGGCGAGGGGCGGGCGCCUCUCAGGACUCGGAGAUCCUCGGAGCAGCGCCGGGCCGAGGGCGGCCGUGGGAGCAGAGGAGCUGCGGAGGCUCCGUGAGCACAGCUCACCACUCGAGGCUCUUGUUGCUGCCCCCACAACCGGCCCUGGAGCUGCUCUGCUCCGUUCUGCCCGGGGCGAGGAGGAGCAGGAAGGGGGCUGUUCUAUGGCUGUUCUAUGGCUGUUCUAUGGCUGCUCUAUGGCUGCUCUAUGGCUGUUCUAUGGCUGCGGGUGGCAGCGCUCGCAGCGGAGGAGACCAAAGCACGGCACGCACGGCCUGAGCUGCAGUGCAAUGCAAACUGCUGCUGCUGUGAGCAGAACGAACCUGCUGCUCUGGGAGCAAGGAGGGCAGAGCGCAGAGCAGGGCAGCGAAGCCGCAGCCCCACCAAGGGCGGCCACAGCCUGCAGUGUGAGCACAGACAGCAGGGAACAGAGGCCUGCUUUGAAACGCUGCUGCUGAGGUGCUGGGGGGGGAGGGGCGCCUUGGUGGUUUUCUUUGUUGUUUUUUUUUUCCUAAAACAAACCAGAAAAAGGAAAAGAGACUGCGAACCUCCUCGGGUUGUGCACUGCCAGCCCCUGGAGGAGCCACGGUGGCGCUGGAGGCGCAGUACAGCCCUGCCUCUGUGCUCCCUGGGUGAAUCGGGCCGUUAUCACAUUGAUGACGCUGCCCACCCCUGCGAUUCCUCGCGCCCCUUCCUCCCCCCCCCCAGCAGCAGCGGGGCUUCGUGGACGUGGAGCCCCCUGUGGGAACUGGGAUGGAAAUGGAACUGGAGGUGCUUUGAGCUGAGCGCCUCCGCUGCUCCCUGCCCGUGUGACGGAGCGCUGGGCGUUCAGCCACUGCGGGUCGGAGCCGAGGCUCUCCAAGAUCUUCCACCCGUGUUGGAAGGAAUGGGGGCAGCGCGGUUCCGCUUCACCUCCCAGCUGCUCACCCUGAGAGUGGUGCAGGGCGCCGUCCUGCAGCACCGCUGUGCUUCCAGCAGCUCGGGGAGAAGCUGCCUUGUCCCACGGGGGGCCAGCAGGUUGAACAGCAGAGCUGGAGCCUUGGCAGCGGCCCUGGCCCACGUGGCACCUUUGCAGGACGGGCGCCGGGUGGAAAAGUCAGGAGCUCCAGCGAUGCAGCUGGGAGGGAGGGAAAGUUCUGUGCAGCCUCACCGACACGGUGUGGAAAAACUGACUGCUCGCAGGGAUGGGGUCUGCCUGCCCCCUCAGGGCAGCGUUUGGAAAGCACUGUGCUGCUGCUGCUGGGGCAGAGGGCAGCGCCGGAACCCCGGGGCUGAGCAGGGCCAAGGAAAAGCCUUCAUGCUGGAGGAGAGCGGGGAAAACCUUUGGGCUGCGCCUGAGCACCGCAGCGCUGGGGGUCCUCUGUGUCCCACGGAGCUGAGAACCAACUCUGCAGUGGGGAUGGAGAGUCCACGUCCUCAUCUCGUGUUGAAUCCCAUGUUUUGCCCGUUGACUCGAGACGUCUGCAGCCCAUCCACGCAGCCCUGGAGGAAGGAGCUCCUUGCAGAGGGCAGCCCCCCGUCCCCGAAGGGAUGCUGCUGGUUUCUGGGUGUUCUGGGGGGGAGGAGACGCCCCCCUCAGCCGAGGGCCGGUGGGAGGAGCUGCAGCCUUUGCACGGCACUGACUUUGGAUUUGUCCCGUCGUUUCCACGCCCAGCAGCAGCUCAGGCCCCAUCUCAGUAUUUUAUAACUCAGGUGUUGUCGAAAACCAGGAGCGUAAGGCGGUGCUGCGCGAGCUGCAAAGUCCUUUGUACGGCUCCACCAAUAAACGAUGUUCCGUAACGACGGGACGGCGGCGCUCACAGCUCCCGUUUCUCCACGGGCCGGGGCUGCGUCCCCUCCCCGCCCCCCGCUGCUGGGCCGCCUUCAAGUCGAACAAACUCCUUUUCCUGCCUCCUUUCGUUGCGUUGCCCUCGGCAUCUCGCGAUGCUCGGCGCUGCGCUCCUCUCCCCGGAUUCGUGCCGUCGCCCCCCCUGCAUGGAGAGGAAAAAGGAAGAAAAACACCCCCCCCCCAUUUUGCCUUUCCAGGCCGCUUUCCGCUGCUUUUCACAGCGGGAGCUCAUUGAUCUCGGCACAAACACCCUCAAAAUAAAAACAGGAAAACGGCUGCAGUGAGGACGCGAUUCUGCUCCCUGACCCCGAGCGCUGCGGUGGGGGGGGGGGGGG
This is a messenger RNA of Lagopus muta (rock ptarmigan), 3214 nucleotides long. RefSeq lists its product as uncharacterized. The transcript is spliced from 3 exons. The record is from RefSeq and is a predicted model, not a curated record. NCBI's taxonomy places the organism in Eukaryota, Metazoa, Chordata, Aves, Galliformes, Phasianidae. Bases 1227 to 2738 code for a protein of 503 amino acids.